CUCUAAAUUAUUGUCAAGAAGAUUUUUACUCAAAAUUUCUUUUAUAGCUUCUCAUCCAAAGUCAAAAUUGCAGCAGAUAAUCAUCUCAACAUUACCAAUUAUAGAUUUCAUCCAAACUAGAAAUUGGUUUCACCUGUUUGUGUAAGCGAUUUUCAAUAACAGCAUAGGCUGAAAGAGAGAACAUGACACCCUUGCUCAUCCAAAUUCAAAGGUGGAUGAUGCAUACAAAGGUGUGGACAUUUAUUGGAAUUGCAUCAGCUAUUGUUGGAUUGCUUUGUUAUGCUCUAAGUUCUUCCUUCAACCAUCUAUUUGGAAAUUGGAAUUUGGUGAAAAUAUUUCUUUACACCAUUUUCAGUUUCAUCAUUUGUCUAAUUGUUUUGUUUGCAAGAACAUGGCGAGACUCAAGAAGCCUUCGGUUCAAAGCUCAUUCAGCAUUUCUGGUAUUGGUAAUUACCUCUAUCUAUUCUUUUUUCUCUGAUAAAGUUAUGAAUGGAAAACCAGAUGCUUAUAGUUCGAUUUCAUAUGCUUCCUUUGCUCUCAUGUCACUCAGUUUAUCAAGGCAAAUUCAGUGUGGAUUUGAAGUGGAUCUUAUGUACUUUUAUCUAGGAUGUUUAAUCGUACAACUCAUGAAGUUUAAUUUAUUGUUAGCUAUUGUUGGAGUCUGUUACAGCUACUGUCUUGUCAUUCUUCGUUCUUCCUUCACUUCCUUAAGUGCUACGUCAGAAAAUCAGUCUCUUGAACUCGAAGAACAACGUAUAGUUAUUCGAGUUGAUUCACAACAACAUGAAAAUAUCAAUUGUGGUAGCAAUAGCAAUAUCAUGCAACAGUUUAUGACUUGUAUGGAUGAGGUUAAGCAGAAUAAUUCAAACAUUGCCAAGAUGCUUUUAGAGAAGGUGAAAGGUAACUAUAAACUGGUGGCAACUGAUCACAACUUCAUAAUUGACGCCAUUGAAAUUGAAACAAUCAAUCACCUUCGCGAAAGUGUUAAAACAAUGGUAGAUGCUGGGUUUGAGAAGGUGUGUUCCGACUUGUACAUUAAUAUGCGUAAAGAAUGGUUGGAAAGUUUAUUGAUAAAUAAAUUAUUAGGAUUGGGAAAGAUGGGAUUUCAAGAUUAUAUGAUUGGAAGAUGGAUUAAAGUUUUCAAGGUAGCUCUUAGAAUACUAUUUCCUAGUGAGCGACGACUCUAUGAUCUUGUCUUCUCGGAAUCAACCUCUAUACCAUCCGAUAUCUAUUUCACUAAGGUUUGUCAUGGAGCAACAAUAGAACUGUUGAAUUUUGCUGAUUUGUUUGCAAAUAGAAUCGCCUCAGCGUGGCGUUUGUUUAAAAUCCUUGACUUGUUUGAGACGCUAAGUGAUUUGAUUCCCGAAUUUGAAUCAUUGUUUACUGAUUCAUUGGUGAAUGAAGCAAUAAAAUUAAGGAACAAAUUGGGUGAAGUAAGUAGAGACAUUUUCAUGGAGUUUGGGAACCUGAUCUUUCUUACGCCAGUUGGGGAGUUAGAUUGUUGGGUUGAUGGUGGGGUUCAUCCAAUGACAUGUGAGGCUACUGGCUACAUCCUUAUGGCUUUCUGGUCAAGAAAGAACCUGGAGCAAGUUUUACGAGAAUACUCCGUGGUUGUUGCUGAUGGAACGAGAACAUCUUUGUUCUAUACGCGGAUGGAACGGAUAAUGGAGCAGUUUGAGAGAAACUUGGAAGCCAAGUCACAAAUUUAUGAGGAUCAUGCUUUGCGUUAUUUUUUCAUGAUGAAUAAUAUUAGUCAGGUUGAGUACUUAUUGGAAACCUUUUGGGAUGAUAGAUUUUGCAAAAACACGAGGCAAUACUUGGAACUCUAUUGUAAAAGUUCAUGGAAUAAGGUAAUAGACUUUUUGAAGAUGGAUAUCAAUGAGUCAUUGGCCCCGAAUUCUAAAGCAGAUUUAACGAAAGAGAAGCUCAAUUUGUUCAAUCAAAAGUUGAAGGAGAUGUGUGGAAUUCAGUCUAAAUGGCGUGUUUUUAACAAGCAGCUAAAGAAGCAAAUAAUAGUUUAUGUGGAAAACAUGUUGUUGCCGGCUUAUGAAAACUUCAUUGAAGAAUUUGAGAAUGUUGUUGGUGAAAAUGCCGACGAGUAUACCAUGUAUGGAGUGUCUGACAUUCAAGAUGAGCUCAAUAAUUUGUUUCUGUUACAGGAUGUUGAGUCUGUCAGAGGACCGGUUAGUAAUCAGAUAGUUAGUCAGUAAGGGUUGUAAGGGUUGGUUAGUGUUAGUCAUGGCAUGAGAACUUUUUCAUCACCACAAAAUUGUUCUAGGAGUUUUGUGCUCUAUAUAUCACUGUAAAUAUGUUUUAUAUUCAGGUGUCAUAAAGGUUUGUUUGUUUGAUACCGAAGCAGUGAAGCUUGUGGAGUUUGCACGGUA
Messenger RNA from Vicia villosa (hairy vetch), 2384 nucleotides. RefSeq names its product exocyst complex component EXO70B1-like. Gene Ontology annotation, biological process: exocytosis. The coding region runs from base 183 to 2210 and encodes 675 amino acids. Gene Ontology annotation, molecular function: phosphatidylinositol-4,5-bisphosphate binding. The record is from RefSeq and is a predicted model, not a curated record. Lineage: Eukaryota; Viridiplantae; Streptophyta; Magnoliopsida; Fabales; Fabaceae. The transcript has a single exon. Gene Ontology annotation, cellular component: exocyst.